AUGGCGGACCUCCACAAGGAUCACGAUGCGUCUAGCGCCGAUACAACAGUCGCACCUCAGCUGCAUGAGACGAAAUCUCACGAGGAGUCUGAGCCGGUCACUGAGCCCUUGAAGACUGAGCAGGAUGCCGACAUCAAAGCAGAGGCAGAUGACGCUGCACGCGAGAAAGCCGACGGAGCGGUGCUCGACCGGGCUCCCUCACAGUCGGCGAAGAUGGGCAAGAAGCAGAUCAUCAUCGUCAUGGCCGCUCUUUGCUUGGCUCUGUUCCUGGCCGCUUUGGAUAUGACGAUUGUCUCAACUGCCCUCCCGACCAUCGCUUCAGCUUUUGGUGCCACCGAGAGUGGGUAUUCAUGGAUUGCUUCGUCCUAUCUCCUGGCAAAUGCCGCCUGCAUUCCUCUUUGGGGCAAAAUCAGUGACAUCUGGGGACGAAAGUACAUCAUCCUGCUUGCCAACAUCGUUUUCCUCGUUGGAAGUUUGAUUUGUGCGUUGGCUCACAACAUGGCUAUGAUCAUUUGUGGCCGUGCCAUUCAAGGUAUCGGCGGUGGUGGAAUCAUCAUUCUCGCCAAUAUCAGUGUCUCGGAUUUGUUCAGCAUGAGAGACCGCCCGAUGUACUAUGGUAUAUUUGGUGCUACUUGGGCUAUUGCCGGUGCGCUGGGACCUAUCAUCGGUGGUGCUUUUACUACCGACGUGACUUGGAGAUGGUGCUUCUACCUGAACUUGCCGGUUGGAGGUGUUUCGCUCGUCAUCCUAUUCUUCUUCCUGCACAUCGAAUCUCCGAAAACGCCAUUCUUGGCUGGUCUGCGCAACAUCGAUUGGGCUGGAACUUUCUUGAUCAUUGGUGGUACGCUCAUGUUCCUUUUCGGUCUGGAGUUCGGAGGUGUCAAUUACCCUUGGGCCUCCGCCACCGUCAUCUGCCUCAUUAUCUUCGGUGUGGUCACCUGGGCUCUAGCUGGAUUGUGCGAGUGGAAGCUCGCCAAGUACCCGAUCAUCCCUCUGCGUCUGUUCAACGAGUGGUACAACAUCCUCAUUUUAUUGGUCUGCUUCUGUCACGGCUUCGUUUUCAUCGCCGGUACCUAUUACCUCCCUCUCUACUUCCAAACCGUCCUUUUGGCAAGCCCGAUUCUCAGCGGUGUCUACGUCCUGCCUUUGGUUCUUGCUCUUUCGGUCGUCUCCGCCGGCACAGGUAUCGUCAUGAAGAAGACUGGUCGUUAUCGCGAAUGUAUCAUUGCAGGCAUGUUUUUCAUGACUCUCGGGUUCGGCCUAUUUAUCGAUCUCAAACCCUACGCAUCUUGGUCCCGUAUCGUCAUUUUCCAGCUCAUCGCCGGUACUGGUGUUGGCCCCAAUUUCCAGGCGCCUCUAGUCGCGUUCCAAGCCAACAUUCGUCCCGCCGACAUGGCCACCGCAACAGCCACCUUCGGCUUCGUCCGCCAGCUCUCUACCUCCAUGUCGGUUGUGCUAGGAACGGUUGUCUAUCAAAACGUCAUGGGUCAACAAGCCGAGAAGCUCACCGCCGCCAUCGGCUCCAAACUCACCGCCGAAAUAUCCACCUCAUUCGCCGGUUCCUCUAAAGCCCUGAUUGAGACUCUUGACUCUCACCAGAAAGCGGUCGUGCUCGAAGCAUUCACAUUCUCGUUGAGCCGCAUGUGGAUCUUCUACACCUGCAUCGGUGGCGUCGGUUUCAUCCUCUCAUGCUUCAUCCGCCCUCGCGUGCUCAGCAAGACACAUACGAUCCAAAAGACCGGUCUUGCUCAGCAGGAGAAAGCUCGCCAGGAGUUGAUUGAUUCUCGGCGCAAGGCUGAGGGCAAGUCCGAGGCCGAUGUCUGA
Molecule: messenger RNA, 1824 nt
Organism: Penicillium maclennaniae
Lineage: Eukaryota; Fungi; Ascomycota; Eurotiomycetes; Eurotiales; Aspergillaceae
Product: MDR family MFS transporter
Exons: 1
Coding region: 1-1824 (607 amino acids)
Biological process (GO): transmembrane transport
Molecular function (GO): transmembrane transporter activity
Source: RefSeq, a predicted model, not a curated record